UAUAUCUAUUACAUUUUAUAGAUAUUAUAUAAUUUUAUUUUAAUAAUGGGAGAUGAAUGAAUCACAGUAAGAUGUUUAAGGUAAAACAUUUCACUGUUUUUUGUAAGUACUUUUUCAGUAUCAGUUAAAGGGAAACUGUUACCACAGUUUGCUUUAUCAAGAAUCAGGAAGUAUUUUGAGAUCAGCAUUAGAUUAAAACAGUGUUGUUUUGAGUAGAAGACUAUAUAUUUUAGGUAUCUGAUUCGAAAACAUACUUGUCGGAAUUGUCUGGCUGGAUUAAUUUGCUAAUUUGAUCUUCUUCAUCAUUUGAUGUGAUGUCAGAUACUAAUAGCACAAUUAACUCAUCACUAAGUGCUCAUAUUACUUUAGCAUUUUUUAUGUCCUUACUAGCUUUUGCUAUAAUGCUAGGAAAUGCUGUGGUUAUUUUAGCUUUUGUGGUGGACAAAAACCUUAGACAUCGAAGUAGUUACUUUUUUCUUAACUUGGCCAUCUCUGACUUCUUUGUGGGUGUGAUCUCCAUUCCUUUGUACAUCCCUCACACAGUGUUCGAAUGGGAUUUUGGAAAGGAAAUCUGUGUAUUCUGGCUCACUACUGACUAUCUUUUAUGUACAGCAUCUGUGUAUAACAUUGUCCUCAUCAGCUAUGAUCGAUAUCUGUCAGUCUCAAACGCUGUUUCUUAUAGAACUCAACACACUGGGAUCUUGAAGAUUGUCAUUCUGAUGGUGGCCGUUUGGGUGCUGGCCUUCUUAGUGAAUGGGCCAGUGAUUCUAGUUUCAGAGUCCUGGAAGAAAGAAGAUAAUGAAUGUGAACCUGGAUUUUUUUCAAAAUGGUACAUCCUUGCCAUCACAUCAGUCUUGGAAUUCCUGAUCCCAGUCACCUUAGUCGCUUAUUUCAACAUGAAUAUUUAUUGGAGCCUGUGGAAGCGUGAUCAUCUCAGUAGGUGCCAAAGCCGUCCUGGACUGACCACUGUCUCUUCUAACAUCUGUGGACACUCAUUCAGAGGUAGACUAUCUUCAAGGACAUCUCUUCCUGCAGUGACAGAAGUGGCUGCAUCCCUUCAUUCAGAGAGACAGAGGAGAAAGAGCAGUCUUAUGUUUUCCUUAAGAACCAAGAUGAAUAGCAAUAGAAUUGCUUCCAAAAUGGGUUCCUUUUCGCAAUCAGAUUCUGUAUCUCUUCACCAAAGGGAACAUGUUGAACUGCUUAGAGCCAGGAGAUUAGCCAAGUCCCUGGCCGUUCUCUUAGGGGUUUUUGCUGUUUGCUGGGCUCCGCACUCUCUGUUCACAAUUGCUCUCUCAUUUCACUCCUCAGCAACAGCUCCUAAAUCAGUUUGGUACAAAAUUGCAUUUUGGCUUCAGUGGUUCAAUUCCUUUGUCAAUCCUCUUUUGUAUCCAUUGUGUCACAAGCGCUUUCAAAAGGCUUUCUUGAAAAUAUUUUGUAUAAAAAAGCAACUUCCACCAUCACCACACCGGUCAGUAUCUUCUUAAAGACACUUUUCUCACUUCUGUAAACUUUAGUCUUAAUCUCACCAAAAGGAAUUGGAUCUGACCUUUAUCUUAUCCUUUCCAUUCUACCAACAAAUCUGUACUUUGAAGUCAAUGGAAAAUUACUCCAGUGAAUAAUAGCAGUAUAAUGAAUUGACAAUAUUUUUGUAAACUUGUGGCCAUAAUAGUACUAUGUUGUUCUUAGUCAUCACCUCUUCCUUAUCUUUUAGAUGUUAAUAUCAUGUUGACUACAAAAAAAAUCCCCAAAAAUCCAGUUUUUGUUUUCUAUGUUCCAUGUAUAAUACAGUCUUAAGUGAGUUUCUCUUUUUUAUUUUGUAGUAAUAGAAACUUAUCCAGUUUGAAAAUCUUUCCCUAAAGCAUGCACUAGGAAAAAGAGCCUCCUGGCUGGGACUGCCCAACUCUCUUCUGAUCAGUGGGUGGGCGAGGUGGGGUUUGAGCUGGCAAGGGCAGGGAACAGGAAUAUGCCCAAGUGAGCUCCUGUGUGUUUCCAGAUUUCAUAUUCCUAAUUCCAGGAAGGGAGAAAGCAUAGUGUGGGAGAGGAAAGAGCUGAUGACUGCCGCUCUCAAAGGUCCUCAGUAAAAUUAUUUUGGAGGCACUGGUGGU
Sapajus apella (tufted capuchin) is the source of this 2105-nucleotide messenger RNA. RefSeq names its product histamine receptor H4 (gene HRH4). Gene Ontology annotation, biological process: chemical synaptic transmission; regulation of MAPK cascade; G protein-coupled receptor signaling pathway, coupled to cyclic nucleotide second messenger. NCBI's taxonomy places the organism in Eukaryota, Metazoa, Chordata, Mammalia, Primates, Cebidae. The coding region runs from base 315 to 1484 and encodes 389 amino acids. The record is from RefSeq and is a predicted model, not a curated record. The transcript is spliced from 3 exons. Gene Ontology annotation, cellular component: dendrite; membrane; synapse. Gene Ontology annotation, molecular function: G protein-coupled acetylcholine receptor activity; G protein-coupled serotonin receptor activity; histamine receptor activity.